This is a messenger RNA of Guyanagaster necrorhizus, 840 nucleotides long. RefSeq names its product DnaJ-domain-containing protein. Gene Ontology annotation, molecular function: protein folding chaperone; protein-folding chaperone binding. The transcript is spliced from 6 exons. Gene Ontology annotation, cellular component: nucleus; cytoplasm. Lineage: Eukaryota; Fungi; Basidiomycota; Agaricomycetes; Agaricales; Physalacriaceae. The record is from RefSeq and is a predicted model, not a curated record. Bases 19 to 642 code for a protein of 207 amino acids.
GCUUGCCUUGCUACCACCAUGUCCCUAUUCCCUGACUACUACAAGCUCUUGGAUGUCCCUCAGUCUGCAUCGCAAGAUGAAAUCCGGCAGGCCUAUAAGCGAGAAUCCCUUAGGACGCACCCAGAUAGACUUGUGAAUGCUACCUCUUCGGAAAAGAAACUGGCAACCGAAAAUUUUCAAGCCGUUGCUGAUGCAUACUUUGUACUUUCGGAUCCAACUCGACGAAGGGAAUAUGACACUCUUUAUGCCUCUCGGGCAUCUAAAGAUUCUGCGACGGACCCCAACUCAUCUUCCAACCUUUUCUCGCAAUUCACUGCCAUGUUCGGCGGCGGAGGCGCUCCUCGUCAGCAACCAGAUGCUGAAGGUGUUUUCGCUGAUGUUUUCGAAGAGUUGCUCAGACCUGAAGUAGAACAUCACGUCCCUUGGUGGUCAUAUCUUGGAGCGGCUUCCGGUGCUGGUAUCGGGUUCAUAGUCGCGAAUAUUCCGGGUUUGAUGCUUGGAGCAUUUGCCGGGAACAAGUUAGGGGCUAUCAGAGAUGCCAAGGGAAAGAGCGUAGCUGCUGUGUUCAGUGAGCUUGGUGGAAGCCAAAAGGCCGAGAUUCUGCGUGCGUUGGCAAUGAAAGUUCUUGGGUCUGCGUUGUAAACUGUCUAGGGACUUUAUCUGAUACCUAUAGUAUUUAUAUACUAGCCGUUAAACAGGACGGCAUCAUCAUCCUCUCUAAGUUAGUCGUUAUUAUCAUUAGUCGAAGAGCCAUCUGCUCUGACUUGUCUCCACAGCGUAACAUCAGUCAUUCAAGUUAUGACACAGACAGAAAUUUUGAUUUGAAACAUAGUACAGAUG